Molecule: messenger RNA, 303 nt
Organism: Arachis stenosperma
Lineage: Eukaryota; Viridiplantae; Streptophyta; Magnoliopsida; Fabales; Fabaceae
Exons: 1
Coding region: 1-303 (100 amino acids)
Source: RefSeq, a predicted model, not a curated record
AUGCCUCUUCCUGCUACUCUUUCCCGGCGAGUGGUAUCAACGUUAGUGUACGCCUCAACAUGGAUGAUUCUGUUGAUUGCUACGGUGGUUCUUGCAUCCUUACCCCCAACCUUGGCCUUCAUGUUUGCGAUAUCUCAAUCUUCACAUUUCGUCACAAUCCCUUUGGAUUUUCCUAGAGAUAUGGUGCACUUGCCUCAGCAAGCUGUCACCACCAGCUUCCACAUCGAUUUCUUCUUGCCAACGUUGUUUGCUGCUUUGGUGGUUGCUGCUUCUACCUGCUUCCUUCGCGCACUGGCACCCUAG